Messenger RNA from Gregarina niphandrodes, 591 nucleotides. RefSeq lists its product as hypothetical. The transcript is spliced from 2 exons. Lineage: Eukaryota; Apicomplexa; Conoidasida; Eugregarinorida; Gregarinidae. The coding region runs from base 1 to 591 and encodes 196 amino acids. The record is from RefSeq and is a predicted model, not a curated record.
AUGGGCACCGGCUUCCCCGGACUCAACGAAGACGGAUACCGCACGUUCAAAACGGUCCUCGCCCGCAUCGUCGGCAAAGGCAGCGCCUCCGUCGCCGUCGACGCCGUCACCACCGACUCUUUCGCACUCGACACGGACCCCGCAAAGGGCGGUCCCGAUUUCCCGAGGUACCUCAAGUUCGAGUUCCUCGUCGCCUUCGUCGUACACAUCCUCAGACCCACCCUCGUCCAAGGCAACAAGAUCUACGGCAGGAAGUUCAAAGACGUUAAACGCCCAAGCGUGAGCGCCUCCAGCGCCGACAGCCAAAUGCCCUACCUGCGACACCACUCCACGGUGUCCGGCGGGGCCAUGCUCUCGUACGAGAACGAAGGAGCCCUGGGAGGGGCCUUGCCGAUCAUCUUCCACGAUUUCACGGCCUGCAGUCUCUGCAACGCGAGAGCGGUUUACCUAAAGGAUUCGAAACCGCUGGUGCACCAGAGCAGUGACGUCGAGGCGGCGUCCCUGGACAACGUCACCAAGCAGAAGCCCACUACCCUGAGCGUUCUCGACUGUGUGGUAGAGAGUCAGCCCACUUCUGGCAAUGACAGCUAG